Molecule: messenger RNA, 366 nt
Organism: Acanthoscelides obtectus
Lineage: Eukaryota; Metazoa; Arthropoda; Insecta; Coleoptera; Chrysomelidae
Source: the annotation of a GenBank genome assembly
AUUUGAUAUCCAUAUCAUAUACUAUGGAUUUUUUUUAUACUCCAACUACCACGAAGGCCUAAGGCCUAAGCACCCAUUGGGUACCGUGGGGCUAUAGGGGGAUACAGGGGAAAGGGGGAACGCCACACGGACUCUGGCGAGGGAACACGUGUGCAUGCAACAUGCACACAUUCUGGCUCCGCCUACGAGAUCCGCCGGGUGGCCCUCCGCGUUCAACAGUCAGAGACCGUCUACCACCUACGGACAAUCACAACAUCCAUAGCCAAGAGAAAAAUUUCUCCUGGGACGGGAUUCGAAUCCGCACAGCGCACGGCGACUGAUCAGGAACUGCAGAGUCUACUACUGCGGCCACCGCUGCUGCCUCAA